UUUGUUUCAGAAUUAUAUGUAGUUGUGUUAAAAUUUUGAAUGUUGAAGUUGAUUUUGAUGCCCAUACCCGCUAAUUCAAUCAUUUCUUUACUUGGCUGCUAAUUGUUUGAUUCAUACUUUUUGUGAAGAGAGUGUUACCUUGGAUAUCAUGAUGAUAAUGGUGGUGAUGAUGAUUUUUGCUAUUUAUUGUUGUUGUUAAUGUUCUUCGUGUUUUGUGUAAAAUCUUAUUAAUCAACGUUUAUGAGGUGUUGAUCUGGGUUUAAAACUGGAUUUGGGUAUAUUGUGGCUUUUUUGUGUGUGAUUGGAUUUUUCAGAAUGUGGUUGCUUGAUUGGUUUUCUCUGCAGAAAUUUCACGUCAUUUGUUAUUUUUUUCCCCCUUUUCAACAGAGCAAUGCAAGAUUCAAUUUUGAUAAAAAAUAAGAUGGUAUUGUAUUUUCUACUUUGCUGUAGGGUUCUACAUACAUUCGAAGUUUUACUGAUAUAAAAAUUAUUGCUACUCUUGUUUUUCUUCUCUAGGGAUUUGCUCAUUCACGUUUAAAUGUAUGAAUGAGGGUUUGACUUAUACUAUGGUACUGGCUCAGUUUAUUUAUCAUCAAUUAUUAAUUGUUCAUACAUUUUUUUUAUGAGAUGAGAGAUGCUGAUCUAGGUUUGAAACUCGAUUUGGGUAUGUAGCGGCUGUUGGGGGUGAUUAGGUUUUUCAAGUUGUGGUUACUUAAUUGGUUUCUUUGCAGAAUCGUUCAAAUCAAUUUUUAUCUUUUUCAAUGGUAUGCAAGAGUCAAAUUUGAACAAAAGUAAGAUCGCAUUGCAUUUUCUGUGAUUAUACAUGGUUAUGGAUACCCUAAACCUUAAAUUUUCAGAAUCACUAAAUUCAUGUUUAAAGGUAAAUAUGAGGGUUUUACUUAUGCUAUGGUAUUGUCUUAAUUUUGUUUAUGCAAAUCAUUGGUUACGAAAUCAAUUAAUUAGAUGGAUAAAUGAUUGAUUAUUGAUUAAAAUUCUGCAUAAUGUUUUACAAACUCUCUGUUUCUCUAAGCUAAUUUUUUUUUUUAAAAAAAUAUUAACUGUCCAAUAUUAGCAGAUGAAGGCUCUUUGCUUCGAGGAUGACAACAAAGAAGGCACUGAAACGAAAUCUUAUUUGGAUAACAAACGUAAAGACAGAAAAGAAGCUCCUCGAGUUGGAGAUCAGUACCAGGCUGAGAUUCCAUCAUUAAUAACAGAGCCUCGUAUUUGUCAGUCAGUGAAGAUUUUAAGAAAUUCGGAUAAGACAGAAGCUGUUUCAUUGAAGCUAAGAAUUCCUCUUACAAGGCCACAUUGUAAACUUAAAAGCAGUUUUGAGAUUUUAGAAUCUGUCACUACUCCAAGGGGCUCAAGUCUUCUACCCGACUUGCUGAAUGCUCCAUCUUGGACAGACGUUGAGCGCAACAGUUUUCUCCUAGGCCUUUAUGCCUUUGGGAAGAAUCUUAAUACUGUGAAGAGAUUUGUUGGGAGCAAAAGUAUGGGAGAAAUACUCUCUUUCUACUAUGGAAAGUUUCAUAGGUCCGAAGGAUAUUGCCGAUGGUCAAAGUGUCGGAAGUGGAGAUCUAACCGGCGUAUAUAUGGCCAGAAAAUAUUCAUAGGAUGGAGGCAACAAGAGCUGGUAUCACGAUUAUCUUCCCAGGUGUCAAAGGAAUGUCAGAUCACUGUGGUUGAGCUCACAGGGAAAUUUGCUGAGGGUAAAAUGCGAUUUCAAGACUAUCUUUUUGCUUUGAAGGAUGCCGUUGGAAUUGACCAGCUUGUAGCGGCAGUAGGUGUUGGCAAAGGAAAAAAAGAUCUCACUAUUUCCAAGAAAACACAAAUCAAGCACAACAAUUCUGUUAAACAGAAAACACAGAAGGUGGAAAACUGUAUUUCAUCCACAGACAUAGUUAAACUUCUUAAUGGAGGAGAUCUAAAACUUAACAAAGCUCGAUCCAACAAUCUCUUUUGGAAAGAUGUUUGGCCUCGUCUUGUAGCAAAAGGAUGGCACUCUGAACAGUACAAGGAUGGUACUGUUUCUGGUUCGAAGCAAUCUUCAGUUUUUCUUAUUCCUGGUAUCAAGAAAUUUUCAAGGGCAAAACUUCAAAAAGGUAACCACUACUUUGAUUCCAUAAGUGACGUGUUGAAGAAAGUUGCGUCUGAUCCAAGGCUUCUUGAGAUGGAAGCUCAAGCAAAUGAGAAGAGUGUAGCUAAGAAAAAAUUAAAACAGGAAAAGCAAGCCUUAGAUGGGAACUCAAAGAAGCAUCAAGUUUCACGUCCUCGAACUCAUAGCUCAAAGCGUCAAGAUCCAAUGAAAUUCACAAUUGUAGACACCACCAUAGUUUCUGAUUCGGAUAAGCAUAAGGGGAGAAAACCAAGAAUCUCAACUUUUCGAACCUUGAGUAUGUCUACCAUCUCUAGCAACUGCAGUGGAUCCGAACAAAGUGCAUCUCAUUCUCAAGAGAUUGAAGAUCAAGCCGAACAAACUAGCUCUUCAAACCUAGUCAAAGAAUCCUCUGAUAAAAGGGUGAAAAUAGAGUCACCUGAUUAUACAGUCAACAACUACGAAGAACAAGAGCCUUCAAAGGAGAUCAACAAGUACAGAUUUGUCCAAAAUGUGAUAUCAGAUUGCUCAAAAUAUUCGCGUCCUAUAGUGAAAAAACCAAAGUUAGCAAUGGCUAACCGUGGAGAGUAUAGCGAUUGUACCGUAAGUACUUCUGUAGACAAGAAGUUAGAUUCUAACGAGUCCUCGUCACAAUCGUACCAUUGUGGAGAAUCGGAGAGCAUUCCAGACAUGAUCAAUGAAGGCAAUGAUGUUGAAAACCACAGAGUUAGAGAAGUUCCUGGAGAAGAAACCAAAAUCAAAACCAAGAUGUUACUUGACUUGAAUCUUCCUCUCAUUGAACCUGAUUUAGAAGUUGAAAUUGAAGUUCCAUCAUCUAUGAUCAUACAACAAAACAAUGAUAACCAAUGUGAAAAUGUACCUUGCUUUCCAUCUGAGGUAACUCAAAUCAAUGAGAUAGAGGAGUUUUCUUAUGGCCAUGAAGAGCAGAAACCAAUCAUUGUCAACCGGCGCCAGAGUACAAGGAAUCGACCGUUGACUAGAAAAGCAUUGGAAGCGCUGGAGUCCCGGUUUGUCAACUCUAAGAGGAAGAGAAAGAAUUUGGAAUCUUCACAGAAUAACUCAAAGUCUCAAGGUGAUGAUGAUAGCAUUGACAAUCCUAUGCCUUACUUAGGAGUAGAGAAGGAAAAUGUGAUCAAAGAAUAUAGCAGUAGCAUCAAUUUGGGUAAGGAGGAUAUUUAUGAUAUGUGAAAACUGGAAAAUUUGGGAUAGAUUCAUCUUUUGAAGAUACAUGUUUAAAAAUGUUUUUUUUAUGUGAAUUAUAUAGAUGAUUGAUUUUAUUGUUUCAAAUGGAUAAGGGUAUACAAGAUCAUCAAAGUCGUAGGUCACAAUAAAAUUGUAGCAUAGUUAGUUAUUUAAAUUUAAUCAUU
Arachis ipaensis is the source of this 3483-nucleotide messenger RNA. The record is from RefSeq and is a predicted model, not a curated record. NCBI's taxonomy places the organism in Eukaryota, Viridiplantae, Streptophyta, Magnoliopsida, Fabales, Fabaceae.